This is a messenger RNA of Fusarium musae, 795 nucleotides long. RefSeq lists its product as uncharacterized. Bases 1 to 795 code for a protein of 264 amino acids. The transcript has a single exon. Gene Ontology annotation, biological process: fungal-type cell wall polysaccharide metabolic process. The record is from RefSeq and is a predicted model, not a curated record. Gene Ontology annotation, cellular component: fungal-type cell wall. NCBI's taxonomy places the organism in Eukaryota, Fungi, Ascomycota, Sordariomycetes, Hypocreales, Nectriaceae.
AUGGCAACCCCCACGAUCGAGAACUCUAUCAGCCCACGAGCAGCUCCUUUCAUCCCUGGUGGAAAGAAAGCUGGUUCUGCGGGCGGCCGUGCCGUACCCUUCUGGAAGGACCACCUGGGCUGGUGGUACGACUGGACCCCGUCUCCGACAUCAGUCCCCGGAGUCGUCAGUGUCUCAAUGCUUUGGGGCGGCGGCCACGACGGACAAGAAGACGCCAAGCGCUUUGCUAGCUUCCAGCAACUCACGAGCACACCUCAGUAUCUUCUUGGUUUCAAUGAGCCAGAUUGCACAGGCCAGGAUACCUCAGCCAACUUGGGAGUUUCUGAUGCCGUCAAUCUAUGGAAUCAGAUGAUUGUUCCCCACGGCAACAAAGGCGCUCUCCUCGGUAGUCCCGCGAUGUGUAUGCAGAAAGAUGAAAAGUGGCUCAAACAGUUCAAGGCCGCGGGUCUCGCCAAGUCCUGGGACUUCACCGCCAUACAUAUCUACAAACCCGACAUGACUGGUGUUCAGGCGGAUAUCGACUAUUAUUGGAACACAUACAAAAAGCCCAUCUGGGUCACUGAAUUCGCAUGUGUCUAUGAUCAGAACAACUUCACUCCAUGUUCAGAUCAAGGCCAGAUCAACCAGUGGAUCAAGGAUAUCGUUGACCUGUUUGAGAAGAAUGAGCACAUCAUGGCUUAUGGUUACACUGACGGUGGUGGUCUCGGUCAGGCCUGGUUGCCGACUAAGAAUAAUGGCCAACAGCUUUCUGAGUCCGGGCAGACAUAUUUGAAUGCUAUCAGUAAAUACCACUGA